CUGCGCCUGUGCAAUAUUCUUCUACCAGCAACUGCACCCGACCCGAGUCAUAACAAUCGUCUAAAUAAAUAAUUUUGACCAAAGGUAAACUGGUAAUUAAAACCAGCCUUUGCGUGGAUUCUUGGUUUUCUCGAUAACCAAACAAAAAGGCUAAAUAGUCUGAAGACAUGUUUUGGACAUUAUAAAUUCAUGGAGGAUAACACGGUUAUCAAUAUCCACCCUGCCGAAGAUUCGGUGAAAAUGGGCGAUUUUGUACCGAGGAGGUUUUUUUUGCCCAAAAUAUAGGGAAUGAUUCAACUGGCCGAAAAGGACGAACAGUAUCGCAUUUCCCGAAACGUGAAGUGACACCCUCACUCCCACGUUGGAUACUAGCUAGUCAGCUACGCCACUGUCCACAUAUUGCUAGUUAGUUCACCACUACUCCAACCAUCUUCCGAUUCGGAUCGAUCCGCUACGGCUAGUAACAUCACCAGCUCGGCUGCUAGCUAGCUACUACUAGCUUGCCAAAUUAGUUAGGGUAACAUUUGUUGCCACCAACAACGUCAGUUCGGAACUUGGAAAAAUGUCCAUCUGCCAAAGUAACGCAAGCUUGUUAGUUAGCGUUUGAAGUGUCUUUGGGUUCGUGCAUUUUGAGCUUUUUUUAAACUCUCGGUGUCCCGAAAGAGCAAGCCUGCUAGCUAACGAUAACGACUUGCUUCGGCAGCUGGAGACGGCUAGCUAGCAGCUAUCAACAUCUGUACACUGCCGAUGCAAUGGUCGCAUUGUUAACUGUUUUGGUAGAGGAAUGCUCAUUUGGUGGAUAUUCUGAGGCAGCGGGCCGCACAGAAUAUUGCACCUCUCAGUUCCAACCACAGGCCACACUAUAUACUGCUUUGAUGUGAGAAGUGGCGGUGAACACACAACGCUCACUGGCUGCAAGAUAGCGCACGAAGACCGGCAGCUGAAGCCAUGCAAGCGGCCCAGGUUCAGUACGACUUUUUCAGCGAGGAGAACGCACCGAAAUGGCGGGGGCUGUUGGUACCCUCCCUGAACAAGGUGCUGAGCCAGGUACAUCCCAAAUUGUCAUCCCAGGAGGAUGCACUGCAGUACAUUGAGGAGCUGAUCCUACUGCUGCUCAGCAUGCUCUGCCAGGCACAGCCACGCAGCGUGCAGGAUGUGGAGAUCACGUUUGGAAGCAGAAAAACAGAGCGAGUGCAGAAGAGUUUCCCUCACCCUAUCGAUAAGUGGGCUAUCGCCGACGCGCAGGCAGCCAUCGAAAAGAGGAAGAGGAGGAAUCCUUUGGCCCUGCCAGUGGAUAAGAUCCACCCGCUGCUCAAGGAGGUACUAGGGUACAAGAUUGACCACCAGGUGUCGGUGUACAUCGUGGCAGUGUUGGAGUACAUCUCAGCAGACAUCCUGAAGCUGGCAGGGAACUACGUGAGGAACAUCCGCCACUACGAGAUCUCCCAGCAGGACAUCACCGUGGCCAUGUGUGCCGAUAAGGUUCUGAUGGACAUGUUCCACCAGGAUGAGGAGGACAUCAGCGGUUUCCCCCUGAUGGACGAGGAGCCGUCCACCAGCGAGGAGCAGACCUACUACGACCUGGUCAAGACCUUCAUGGCCGAGGUCCGACAGUACCUGCGCGACCUCAACCUCAUCAUCAAGGUGUUCCGCGAGCCAAUCGCCUCUGACGCCAAGCUCUUCUCCCACCAUGAUGUGGAGAACAUCUUCAGCCGCAUCGUGGACAUCCACGAAGUCACCCUCAAGCUGCUGGGCCUCAUUGAAGACACGGUGGAGAUGACAGAUGAGGGGAGCCCACACCCGCUGGUGGGCAGCUGCUUCGAAGACCUGGCCGAGGAGCUGGCCUUCGACCCCUAUGAGACAUAUGCUCAAGACAUCCUACGGACUGGCUUCCACGAUCACUUCCUCAGCCAGCUGUCUAAGCCGGGAGCUGCCUUCUACCUCCAGUCUAUAUGCGAAGGCUUUAAGGAAGCAGUCCAGUACGUCCUGCCCCGUUUACUCCUGACACCUGUCUAUCAUUGUCUCCACUAUUUUGAGAUCUUAAAGCAACUGGAGGAGAAAAGUGAGGACGAGGAGGACAAGGAGUGUCUGAAGCAGGCCAUCACUGCGCUGCUCAAUCUGCAGAGUAGCAUGGAGAGGAUCUGCUCCAAGAACAUGGCCAAGAGGAGGCUGAGCGAGUCGGCCUGCCGCUUCUACAGCCAGCAGAUGAAGGGCAAGCACCUGGCCAUCAAGAAGAUGAACGAGAUCCAGAAGAACAUUGAUGGCUGGGAGGGCAAGGACAUCGGCCAGUGCUGCAACGAGUUCAUCAUGGAGGGGACGCUGACACGCGUGGGCGCCAAACACGAACGGCACAUCUUCCUCUUCGACGGCCUGAUGAUCUGCUGCAAGUCCAACCACGGCCAGCCGCGCUUGCCUGGCGCCUCGUCCACCGCCGAGUACCGCCUCAAGGAGAAGUUCUUCAUGCGCAAGGUGCAGAUCAACGACAAGGACGACAAGGAGGGCGAGUACCGGCACGCCUUUGAGAUCAUCCUCAAAGACGGCAACAGCGUGGUGUUCGCCGCCAAGUCGGCCGAGGACAAGAAUGGCUGGAUGGCGGCGCUCAUCUCGCUGCAGUACCGCUCGACGUUGGAGCGCAUGCUGGACUCGGCCAUGCUGCAGGAGGAGAAGGAGGAGCAAAUGAGGCUGCCCGGGGCGGAGCUUUACCGGUUCGCCACGCCCGACUCUGAGGAGAACGUGGUGUUCGAGGAGAACGUGCAGUCCAAGUCGGGCAUCCCUAUCAUCAAGGCGGGGACAGUGCUCAAGCUCAUCGAAAGGCUCACCUUCCACAUGUAUGCAGAUCCAAAUUUUGUCCGAACAUUUCUAACAACCUACAGGUCCUUCUGCAAACCUCAGGAGCUGCUGGGUCUUCUUAUGGAGAGGUUUGAAAUCCCAGAGCCAAAGCCCACAGAGGCAGACCAGAUGGCCAUAGAGAACGGAGACCAACCUCUCAGCGCCGAACUCAAACGAUUUCGCAAGGAGUUUGUCCAGCCAGUCCAACUCCGAGUACUGAAUGUAUGUCGCCACUGGGUGGAGCACCACUUCUAUGACUUUGAGCGGGACUGCCAGUUACUGAAGCGUCUGGAGGAGUUCAUUGCAUUGGUGCGAGGCAAGGCCAUGAAGAAGUGGGUGGAGUCCAUCACCAAGAUCAUCCAGAGGAAGAAGCAGGCACAGGCCAACGGGCCCAGCCACAACAUCACCUUCGAGACCUCGCCGCCACCCAUCGAGUGGCACCUCAGUAAGCCGGGCCAGACAGACCAGUUUGACCUCAUGACCCUCCACCCAAUUGAGAUCGCCCGGCAGCUCACACUGCUCGAAUCCGACUUCUACAGGGCGGUGCAGCCAUCAGAGCUGGUGGGCAGCGUGUGGACGAAGGAGGACAAGGAGCUGAACUCUCCCAACCUUCUGCGCAUGAUCCGCCACACCACCAACCUCACGUUGUGGUUCGAAAAGUGUAUCGUAGAGACGGAGAACCUGGAAGAGCGGGCAGCGGUGGUGGCGCGUAUCAUCGAGAUCCUGCAGGUGUUCCAGGAGCUCAACAACUUCAAUGGCGUGCUGGAGGUGGUCAGCGCCAUGAACUCUUCGCCUGUAUACCGGCUAGACCACACCUUCGAGCAAAUUCCAAGCCGACAGCGGAAGAUUCUGGAGGAGGCCCACGAACUGAGCGAGGACCACUACAAGAAGUACCUGGCAAAACUACGCUCCAUCAACCCCCCCUGUGUCCCCUUCUUUGGGAUCUACUUGACGAACAUCCUGAAGACGGAGGAAGGCAACCCUGACUUCCUGAAGAGGCAUGGCAAGGAGCUGAUCAACUUCAGCAAGCGACGGAAAGUGGCCGAGAUCACCGGGGAGAUCCAGCAGUACCAGAACCAGCCCUACUGCUUACGGGUGGAGAGCGAUAUCCGGAAGUUCUUUGAAAACCUCAAUCCAAUGGAGGACAAGGCAGAGAAGGAGUUUGCUGACUAUCUGUUCAACAAGUCGCUGGAGAUCGAGCCUCGGAAUGCCCGGUCGUUGCCUCGAUUUGUGGGGCGGCGUCCGAGCGCCCUCUAUGGACGCAACGCCCCUGCUAUUAAGCCCAAGAAGUACAACUGCCCGCUCAAGUCGCCCGGCGUGCGCCCGUCCUCGGUGCGCCCGGGCACCAUGCGCCACCCGACGCCACUGCAGAACGAGCCACGCAAGAUCAGCUACAGCCGCAUCCCUGACAGCGAGAUGGAGAGUGCUGCCUCUGCGCCCAACUCGCCGCGCACGCCCCUCACGCCGCCGCCGGCCUCAGCCGCCUCCAGCUCCACCGACAUUGGCAGCGUGUUCGACUCGCCCCAGGGCCCCUCCAGCCCCUUCCACUCCAGGUCCUCUUCAGUUUCCUCCAUGGUGAGUCUCCAUAGGAGCACUGAAGACGCCACCGUCCCCCCGCCUGUGCCCCCUCGCAGACGCCCUGAAUCCGCCCCCGCUGAAUCUUCCCCUUCGAAGAUGAUGUCCAAGCACUUGGACAGCCCCCCCGCCAUCCCUCCGCGGCAGCCCACCACCACCAAGGUCUACUCGCCACGCUACUCGCUCUCGACCGAGCGUACCUCCUUAUCGGAGCCGCCUGACAGCCCACCCACACUGCCACCACGGGAGCCCGUGAGAACGCCGGACGUCUUCUCCAGCUCCAACAGCCCCCUGCACCUGCAGCCACCCCCUCAAGGCCGCAUCCGCAGCAGCGAACCCACGCUGAGCCAGACCUUCUUCCCUCCCUCGCCGUUCGGCCCACUCACCCCGCCACCACCCCCGACUCCCUCGCCCUCGCUGGGGCCGCGCAAGCACCUGCCCUCCCCGCCCUUACCACUGCUGGGGCCCGGCGGCCCAGACUGCUGCGGCGACUCAGCCCUCCUCCCUCCGGGGGGUGCAGCUGGCCCCCCUGUGCCCCCCCGCCAGAGCACCAGCAGCGCUGCUGCCCAAGCCAUCCCCAAGCUCCCCCCCAAAACGUACAAAAGGGAGUCGGUGUCAUACCCGUCCCUUGCGCAUCGAGACGGCCCGCCCCUGCUGGAGAAUGCCAACCCCUUUUAAAAAGACUUGUGUAUGUGAUCUGGGGGAAAUUAUUGAACACUAAAGACUUGGACAAAAAACAACAUUAAUUGUGAUGUUGAUUUUGAGAAGAAAAAAGACAAUACCAGUGUAGAUUCUUAGCUACCUGGAAAAAUAAUCAUGUGCCCUUAUAAAAAAAAAUACUUAAACGAAAGAUGAUUGUCCUUUUUCAUUCGUGCAGACCAUUUGGAGAUUCUCUAUAAAAAUCAUUUCGUGGGGGGGGGGGGUCUUACUGUUUUGUUUUUGUUGUAUGUGUUUGUAUGUACAGUAUGUCGUUUGUCAUCGUCCAAUGUUUAUUUCAUUUGUAUUUUUUAAGUGAAUUGAUUGCAGCAUUACUUGUCUAUGAGCUCGGUGGCCUACCCAUGAACAUGGCUUGAACCGUAGUAAACCAUGAACCAGGACCACACAAGUCCACCGCACGCUGGAGGACGGAACGAUAAAGACUGCCGCCAAGUUUGAACAGACUCCAGGAGAACUCCACAAACUUAAUAGUGUUUUAACUCCCUGUGUAUGGGCUAAACGAUCUACUAAAGUGGCUCAUAUUGACCAGAGACGGACCAGAGAGGACUCUAGCUAUCACGGUGUUGCAAACCCAUUCAACUCGCCCAUAACAAAUAUCUGUUGUUCAAUCCACCUCACUCAGAUGGAAAAAGGGACUUGGGAAAUCAUGUUAGAUAGGUUUUAAGGCUUUGUGUAGAGACAUAGUCCGGAGCGAGCUUCUUUUUUUUUUUUUUGUGCCAGUAGAUCGACCAGAGUACCAUGAUUUAAGGCAGGGGUUCCCAACCUCGGUCCUGGGUGCGUGUUUAGUUGUUUUUGCCCCAGCACUACACAGUUGAUUCAAAUAAACAAAGCUUGAUGAGUUUGUUAAUUGAAUCAGAUGUGUAGUGCUAGGGCAAAAAAACUAAAUGUGGGGGGUCCAGGACUGAGUUUGGAAAACCCUGACUUAAGGUACCCAUCCACACCAAAGAGGUACUUUUCAAGAAACACAAGAAGUGAUUGUUCUUAAGUUUGUGUUAGUACUUUUAUGUUCUGAUUCAUUUCUGCCAAUGAGUAUGUAAAGAUAAUUACGAUUUGACUUCUUUAAACAAGGGAAUAAAAGUGUUUCUACCACUCUA
Molecule: messenger RNA, 6215 nt
Organism: Oncorhynchus keta (chum salmon)
Lineage: Eukaryota; Metazoa; Chordata; Actinopteri; Salmoniformes; Salmonidae
Product: son of sevenless homolog 1-like
Exons: 24
Coding region: 949-5082 (1377 amino acids)
Biological process (GO): Ras protein signal transduction; positive regulation of GTPase activity
Cellular component (GO): plasma membrane
Molecular function (GO): protein heterodimerization activity; guanyl-nucleotide exchange factor activity
Source: RefSeq, a predicted model, not a curated record